AUGGCUAUAUCCGACUCUGAAAAUAAUGACAGUGAUUGUGAUUAUGAUGCUCAGUCGGGAAAUUUGGCAAAUCGAACCAUUGAAAAUCAAUUAGAAGAAUUUCGUUUAAAAUGGAAAAAAGAGAUACAACAACGAACAGUCUAUGGUUAUGUGCAAGAAGAUAAGGAAAAUGAUGUCCUCCAACACGAACCAAAAGAGAAACAAAAAGAAGAACAGGCAAGGCAUUUUUUUGAACGCGCCGUUGUCUUAGAACGUGAAGGAAAACUUUACGAUGCUAUUAAAUAUUAUCGUGCUGCUAUGCAAUUAGUGCCUGAUAUUGAAUUUCGUAUGGCUAGAAAACAUACUGGUGCUAGUGGACUUGGAAGUCAACAAAUAACAACGACAGAUCCGAAUUAUGAAGAAAAUUUAUGUGCUCAUGAUUUGGCUAUUCGUGAGAAAAGUGAGGAAUCCGAUGUAUUAGAAUCAUUACAACGUUUAAAUUUUACAGACGAUGCAACCAUAUGUUCGAAAAAUUUACCACAAAAGGGUACUCAUAUAUCAUCGUUACCAUCUGAAGUCGUUAUUUACAUUAUGAGAUGGGUAAUUUCAAAUGAAUUAGAUGUUCGAUCGUUAGAACAAUGUUCAAAAGUUUGUAAAGGAUUCUAUGUAUGUUCAAGAGAUCAAGAAUUAUGGAAAUUAAUUUGUUUGAAUACAUGGGGUUUACAUACUGGAAAUCCAAUAUCAUAUGGAAAUAAUUGGAGAAAUAUGUUUAUCAAUAGAGCUAGAGAAUCGUUAUUAUGUGUACUACUGGUGAUUAUAAUCGCUAAACGUAUCACUCAACGUACAACAUAUAUUGAUCAACGAAAUCGUCGACAACCCCAAAAAGAAGUUCAAUCAGAUGUUGAACAAAUUCUGCAUCUGGAAUUUGAAAUGUGCGAUGCUGGUAAGAAGAAACAUCAACAACUUCUAUGGACACACUAUGAUUUACGAUUUUCUAAUAAACGUCUCAACGAAGAUCGUGCAACAGAUUUAGUACUAGAUCGUCAUUCAUUUCCACCAUUAAUAUUUUCAAGAGUGAAAAGUUAUACGUCGCAAGCUGAACAACCGUUGAAAUAG
This is a messenger RNA of Didymodactylos carnosus, 1095 nucleotides long. The record is from the annotation of a GenBank genome assembly. NCBI's taxonomy places the organism in Eukaryota, Metazoa, Rotifera, Eurotatoria, Philodinida, Philodinidae.